Molecule: messenger RNA, 831 nt
Organism: Nymphaea colorata (pocket water lily)
Lineage: Eukaryota; Viridiplantae; Streptophyta; Magnoliopsida; Nymphaeales; Nymphaeaceae
Exons: 6
Coding region: 317-727 (136 amino acids)
Source: RefSeq, a predicted model, not a curated record
AGACCCCGAUUCAUCUUACCUGGCUAUUCAUAGUGGCAGUAGGAUGGAGGGCCAGAACGGAUCCACAAGCGACCCGCUCCACGUCCCACUCGUUUUUGAAUCGCGCGCCUUCGCGGCCUAAACGGUAAUCUGGACCGUCCAUUAUUUUUCCUUUUUUGAAUUAAUUGUCCGCGUGACCGUCGGAUAGGCGCUCCCUCUCCUGGGUGGGUGGUUCUUGUGCUUUGAAUUUUUCGCCGGAGCCUGCUUUUAUUCGUCAUUUAUUGUUAUUUGUAAUUAUUUAAUGUAAUUUACUUUUCUGCCUGCUUUCCAUCAUUGGAUGCAUAUUAAACUAUGUUCCGAAGUAGCUUCAUCGACUUCGAUCCCUCCCUCUCGCUCGCUCUUUUCGUCGAUGGCAGACGCCUACAGUGCAGCUAUGCAUUCCAUUUCUGCUCUGCCUCUUCCGUCGGAACUGAACGAGUCGAAGGCGGAAUUAUUAAGUCGGAUUCAAGGUUUGAAGAAGGAUUUGCAGGAGUGGAGAUUGAAGCUUGAUACGCAAGUUAGCACCUAUCGGGAGGAGUUAUCUGGACUGAAAAAAACCCUCAAUGUUGAAGUUGAACAAUUGAGAUCGGAAUUUGAGGAACUGAGGGGCAGCUUGCUGCAGCAACAAGAAGACACAAAAUGUUGUCUGAGCAACUUAGAGAUGAGGGACAUGCCCAAUGUGGAAAACAUGGAGAAAGCGGGAAAUUAGUAGCUUGGAGCCUGGGAUGAGAAAUUUUGGGCUGUAAAUUUGUUUUUAUGUUUUGCUGUUCCUGCAUUGACAGAUAAAUAAAACAUGAUAUUUCAAUUACGAAA